Messenger RNA from Guyanagaster necrorhizus, 657 nucleotides. RefSeq lists its product as uncharacterized. The transcript has 5 exons. The record is from RefSeq and is a predicted model, not a curated record. NCBI's taxonomy places the organism in Eukaryota, Fungi, Basidiomycota, Agaricomycetes, Agaricales, Physalacriaceae. The coding region runs from base 1 to 657 and encodes 218 amino acids.
AUGCAUCUCUCCUCUAUCCUCGUAACCACUACGGUCGCCCUGCUAGUCCGUGGUGCAGACAACGACACCACUGCCGACAGCACCACUGUAUCGUUGAAUGCUACGGAAAUUCAAAUUUUGGCCGGGGUUACCACUAAUCUCACGGCAGAGGAAUACUAUGGCGCUGCCAUCCCGCCUUGGGAUGAUGAUUGCACGCCCGGAUGGUACUAUGGUGACUACCCUGAAUACGUGGCCAACCUCACCAUACCUUGGCUUAAGGACGGGAUCGUCUGCUGGUUUCUUGAUUUAUUCCAGUCACUAUCCGACUAUGAGUGCCCCGAGCCUGAAGGCUCUGCCGCCGAUGACGGCUACACAGAGGUAUUCUCCAACUAUACCGGGGCUGUUGAAGGAAGCGACUACUUGACCUACGGAUUGGUCGACACUUGUUUCUCAGUAUACCUUAUUUUAGAUUGCAAGGACAUGUGCGACAGCGUCGAUGGAUGUGUCUAUAUUAAUUCCUACCAUGAUGUUAAUGGAAAGGGCGGCAGUCCUCUCUUGACAUGUUCUUUGUUCAGCAAAUGUCAUAGCAUUGCUGAUGCCACCAACGUUGGUGGACAAACGCAGACCGACGGCUCCAUUGACUACAUCACCGACAGUGAAGGGUACUGCAAGGAAUAA